Pelobates cultripes (western spadefoot toad) is the source of this 44327-nucleotide messenger RNA. Lineage: Eukaryota; Metazoa; Chordata; Amphibia; Anura; Pelobatidae. The record is from the annotation of a GenBank genome assembly.
CUCCUGCCUAGCAGCACCCCUCACAAGGAGAGGCUUUUUUUUUUUACUUCAUGAUAACAGCUCCAAGUGACUACAUUAUUUCUCUCUCUCUCUCUCUAACCAACGGGGCGGGAGUUUAAGGAGCUGUCAUAUGUGUGUGCUGCCCUAUACUAGGCCUCCCUACUUACUUGCAAGCUAGGAGAGGGAGCGAGAGAAAAAAAACUUUGUAAACUCUGGCCAGCUGCUGUUCUACAUAAUAACACCAGUAUAGGUCCAGCCCAGUAAGCUGCGUCACUGUAUACCAAGAAAUCAACUGAGGAGACUGGAGUGAGCCUGGGAACAGACCCUCUGCUUGAAACAAUACCUCCUGCAAGGGAAAGGAGCUCACUCAUUGCUGCAGUGGAAGUGGCUGCUGAAAAGGGAUACAAUAGUGUAAGGCAGUGACUAACAAGCCAGGCAGCAUGGAGCUCCUGUGCUGUGAGAUGGACACUGUCCCUAGGGCUCAGACUGACCCCACUCUGCUGUUUGAUGACCGUGUCCUUCACAAUUUGCUCACCGUUGAGGAGAGGUAUCUGCCCCAGUGCUCCUACUUCAAAUGUGUGCAGAAGGACAUCCAACCCUUCAUGAGGAGGAUGGUAGCCACUUGGAUGUUAGAGGUUGGUGGAUAUAGAGAUGAUCUGUUCUGUACCCCUUUCUCUUACAGUAGGUGCAAAGUUAAAAAAGGGUAUACCCCCCUACCCCGACUUUCAGCUGACAGCCCUAACUUUGUUGCAAAAGAGUAAAAAAAAGGGGCAAUUCUUUGUAAAUUCUGGUGAUUAUUGGAUAUCGUUUGAAUGUCAAAAGAGUUCAAUUUUUAUUCUGUUCAAGGACUGUAUUGAAUGCUAUGUGAAUGCAUGGUGUGUUAUAGACAAUCAUUGCAUUCUAAGUUCUUUUUUAAGCAUUCCAUGCAAGAAUGUCACCUUUUUGUUUAUUCUAUGCAUGGCUGGUAUUUUGUUUGUAGACUUGAUGAGGUUUAACAUUCAUAGAGGACCCAAUAUUAUUUUUAUAAUUUUUUUUUUAGCAGCCCGAAUUUAUUAGACACAAGCUGCAUAUGUUCCUUUCAGUUUAUAAAAUGGUUAUCCAUAUCUCUCCCUGCAUUUUGUGCGUUGGUAUCUGUAGCCUGAAUCUAUUAUGCAUGUCGCUUAUUAAAAAAACAAAAAAAAACCUUUUAUUUUUCUAUAUAUAUAUUUUUUAUAGAGCAGUUUGGGUUCAUGCACGUGUUGCAGACUUUAUACUGUGCUGAAAGUUUGCUUGGCAGAGACAGGGUGUGGAGUGGAAAUUGCCCACAUUCUUGGGGAGUCUGGAAGGGCUUUUAUAGCCUUAUUACCUCUGGGGGGAGACAACGUGGUGUUGUCUGCCCCAUUGAGUACUCCUGCUUUCUCUCCCUCAGUGGCCUCCUUUGUGCCCACGUAUGCACAGGCUUCCCUUGCUUGCCCUGCCUGUGCCUCCAUGUUUUGUGCCUGCUUCAUCUCCUCCCCAGAAUCCUGUCUCCCCCAUGUAAUAGCUCCGUUUAAGGGACAUGGGGUGGAGGGGUUAUCAGUGGAGAUUUCCUACCACUAUUCCUUGAUAAUCAGCCCCAUUGCCUAGUCUUUUGGGGAUGGGAGGGGACGUGCUUCUUUUGCAAUGCAACUUUAUUUUUAACUUUUAAAGUGCUGGGUCAUAGUCUAAGCUUCCACUAUGUCAUGCAGAAGGUCAGCUUUGAUGGGGUUAAUCUAUGUUUGGUAUUGACCCUCCAUCUCUAACACUUUAUACAUUUGGCUUAGUGAAGCACUUUCACGUGCUACUCUGGCUGAUGGGGGUUGUAGUCCCUUUCAGUAGUUCUAGGGUUACAUGUGCCCUCAGGGGUUAAUCCCCAUAGAAGUUAUGAUAAGAAUAGGGGGUGAUUAUGAUCCUCAAAUUUGGGGGUGAGUAAAGUUCCUGUGUUUUAUCGAUAGUGUGUUUUUGGGGUGGUCCCAGAUCCUGCAUGCGUGUUAUGCAAUUCUUUGAUUUUAAGCUCAUAUCUACGGGUGUUUUAUUAUUUAUACCUAAAGAUAGGUAUGAACCCCUAAAAUGGAGUGUACCCCUGCUUUCUCCCUUCUCAGUAUCUGCUGUUUUCUAUAGUGUCAUUAUUAGAAGCUUCAGACUGGCCCAACCCCCCCUUAUCCAGCAGCCAUGCUCUCCAGCUGUGUGUACCCUCCUCUACUUCAUCGAGGGAUUUACCCCCCAAAACCUAACCCAUCUCACCCCACAAUUGUCGGGAAAGAUGCAGGGGAGUCUGCUCUAGCUCAUCCACCAAAGUUGGGAAGGCUGUGGAUUUUUUAAGUAUUUUUAAAUAUUUUUUGAAAAUAUGACGAAAUCAGAAAUAGUCACAAUAUCUGGGUGGAGGUUUUUGCAGUGAGUGUGACUUGAAUCAAUUCCUUCCUUCAUUGAGUGUGGUUGGGGAGAGAUGAGUGUGCGCUCACACUCAGAAUGGCAUUCUCUAUUACAGAUUUUUUAUAUAUUUUUUUGAUAAAAUGUAAUCUUUGAAAAAACAUUAACAUUCUCUUGUUUCCCUUUCUCUGUGUCUUCAAUACCAACAAUGGCACACAUCACUUUACUGAGUGUAGGGUUUUAUAUAUUAUUAAUUUUUAAAUACAAAUCUGUUAUUAAACUAGUGUUUUAUUACUUUUCAUUGCUUGUUUAUAUCACAAAGUACUUCAUCCCAAAGUCACAGUAUGUUUUAUUUUAUACUUUUACUGUAUUCUAUAUUUAUUUUUUUUAUAUCCCUUGCCACAAAAGUCACAUGUUGCCCUAAUAUAUAAGGUUUUUAUAUAUUUUCUUUGAAUACCUCUUAAUCUCAAAGUUACAGUUUGAUUGAUUGUAAGGUUUCAACAUAUUUUUUUCUCUUUUUAACUUUAUUUUGCCAAAAGUAACAUUUUUCAUUAAGUUUUAAAAUAUAAUAUCCAUGCCCCCUUAUUCACGUUUAACAGAAUGAUAACUUAGUCCUUUCUUUUUCAUAACAUCUGGUAUUCCUUGUAGCAUUUAGCACAAUGUCUAACAUUAACAUUUCUUUAUGAGAAGGUUUUAAUAUCGUAAUAAUAAAAAAAAUGUAUACAUUAAAAAAUACCAAUUAAUUUUUUUUUCUUCUCCCUCUCCCCCAUUUUUUCCUUUCCUUCUUUAACUUUCCCUUACCCUUCCCUCUUCCUUUUUUUUUUUACAUUUUUAUUUUAGGUUUGUGAAGAGCAGAAGUGCGAGGAAGAGGUUUUCCCUUUGGCAAUGAAUUAUUUGGAUAGAUUUUUAGCUGUCAUACCAACUCGAAAAUCCCAUUUACAGCUUCUUGGUGCUGUCUGCAUGUUUCUUGCAUCAAAACUCAAAGAAACCAUCCCUUUAACAGCAGAAAAACUUUGCAUAUAUACUGACAAUUCAAUUAAACCCCAGGAGCUGCUGGUAAGCAGCUUUUUUUUUCCCCUAAAAUAAAUAUUUACAUCUUUUAUUCCACUGGAAAACUAUAUCUGUUUAACUACCAGACACUCCUCUGUCUAGGAACCUCUAUCUUUAUACUUGGUGUUAAACGUAUUGAAGGUGGGAUCUACUUUAUACAUUUGCUUUAGCAACUUUCUGCACUUUUAUAUAUUUAGUUAAACACACAAGUUAUUUAUUGGUAUUUAAUUUUUACAUUUAUUUAUUGUUUCUGCGUUUGCAGAUCUGUUAUUUGCAUAGGAAACUUUUUAAAACAUAGAUGCUGUAGUUUAUGUGAGAUUCUUUCAUACUGAUAAGUGCAUAUUUAUGUAUAUUUCACAUGAGGUUCUUUCUUGAUAUACAUAUAUAUAAUAUAUAUAUAUGUUUUUUAUACUAUGCACGCACACACUGACUUUGUAAGUCUAAGAUAUUUGUUAGAGAAAUUCUGAUCUGGUGAGGUGACCUGCAUCUGUUUAGAGAAUGUUUGGUAUCUCCUGCCACCUUGUGGUUAGACUAACUUUUACAUUAAAAAAGUGGAAAGAAAAUACUAAUUAAUUUUCUUUAAAAUUGAUUACAAUUUUCCUAGAAAUAGUACGUGGAGACUAUUGCACAAAUGUUUCAUUAUAUGACUUUCUGAAUAUUUCCUGGAUAGCAGUUAUAUAUUUAUAUCUCGUUUAUUUGUGUAUUUAAUGAAAUGAACUUCUGCAUUUUAGGAAAAUUGAUAUAUUUUCUGCUUUACAAAGUCCAUAAUUUACUGGAGAAAAAAAAAUGAAAUCCUAAUUUAUUCUACAUUGCGAAUCCCAAAAAAGUAAUAGGAGUCAAGAAACCUAAGCAUUCAUCUGUUAAAAUAGUUUUGCUUGAUAUCUCAGUUGAUUAUUUUAUUAUAUUACCUCUACAUAUCUUGCUUAUGAUUUGAUUUAUUUUGUGCCAUUUAUGUAAAAUUUGUAAAAGCUAUAAGUGUAGUUAGGAAAUAACAGAGAUAAUUAGAGAUUAGCACCCAGCACUUUUUUUUUUAUUCCGAGAGUCAGGUUACCACUCUGCAACUGUCCACAUCUGUUGUUGUAUACACUAAGCAACACAUGUGUACUGCUCCUUAUAAGCUUGAAUACUUGUUUUGUAAACUGUGGAAAAUGUAGUGAUGGCCAACCAUGACACUGGAGGUGUGAAAAAGUGACAUAUCUCUCUAAAGUACUAUCUCAAAAUCCUUGUUUGGAUCACAUUUGCAUUGAUAAGCAAUGGGAAAAUUAAAACAUCUAUUUGAAGACACAGUAUGUAAUUUUAGAUUUCAGCCUGUGUUUUGUGUUGGUUGCCUUUGCAAAUAGAUUGCUGCCUUUUGCACCAAACUAGGAGUUUGAAUCGGCACUAAUCAAGUAGUCCAUCUUUACACAACUGUUUUAACCUUAGAGCUCAGAACAAGUCGUGUGUGACUUUUGAAGGGUUUUCCUAUGAUCCCUAAGCGUUUCAGCGUGCAAGCUGGAAGAAAAGCUCACAAUUACAAAAUAUAUUAAUUUUCUUGCCAGGGUGUAACUACACCUCUCACUCUUGUCUGUCAGCCAGGAAGUUUUGUUUCUGGACUGGCUAUGUCAAAUUUAUCAAAAUUUUAAAUGUGGUGUGAGAGCUGGCCCAAGCAAGCGCAGACCGUGCCUCGGCUGAGAGCUUAGCUUAGCCCAAUGCAUUAUCUUUGUAAUGCAUUAAAAGAAAAACCUGAUUUUUAAAAAUAAAAUAUUGCAUAUAAUAUAGUCCAUUUGUAUAUUAUUUGUUAAUGCAUAUACAUAAGUGAAAUGUACACUCUAAGCUUAGUGAAGUGCUUUGAUGUAAUACUCCUGUUCCUGCAGGCUUAUUUUAUAAAAGUGUUGAUUUCAAGAGAAAAUUACGCUGUGAUAAAAUGUCUUUGUCACACCUUCCCAGCAGUCAAUCAGACAGCCAAGAGGGUUUAUUGCCUCACCAAAACCUGAAGUGGACAUUUGCACGCGUGCAUAAUUUGUCCACAAUAAAAAGCCUUGUCUGAAUGAACAGUGUCCAGCACAGACAGGAAAGUCUACUUUGGACUAAAAAAAAAAGUCGUUAAUUUUUGCCCCCCAGUGUCACCUGGCUUUGGUGGUGUGGUGAGCAUUAUGGGACAAUUGAAUGUAACAGGAAGAGGACCUUGUUUAAGCCUUUGUCAAGCAUAGUAAAAAUACAGAAGAUAAGGUAAAAAUUGAAAAUGAAAAAUACCUGGUUCUGAGAGAGGGGAAGAAUAUGAAUUUAUUUAAGAAAGGUAUGUAUGGCAUAACAGUGCUGCUUUUAAGCUCUGUCAAUUGUCAAAGAUCUUGCUCUCCAUAAGAAAAUGUCGUACUUACUUUUGUUAUGUGUAAGAAACAAAAGUGAAUUUCAGGGAAAUAAGGGCAUAAAAAUAUGAUUUAAUAUAAAAACCUGCAAAGUGACAGUGUUGCUUUAAAUGCAUGUUUUCUGGGUGUUAUCUACUAAAUAUUUAAAGAAAAAAGUUGUGUGGAAGGUUACAUUAACACCUUUUUUUCCAAGAAUCACCUGGCUUAUCCUUUCACUUUGGGGGUGACCAUUUUUAACUCCUCUUCAGUCAAAAACACCAUUUAUCUAACAGGGUCAUGCAUCGUCUGAGUGGCUGAAACUGGCCCAGAGUGCAUUUUUUUAAAUGACCAGCACCCAAUGUAAUUUUUUUGCAAACAUGCCCUAGCUCUUGAUUGCCUGCAUGCUCUAACCAAAGAGGCCAUAAAAUACAUUAUAUGUUCUAAGCAGUGUUUCUGACCAAAAAGGACAUUAAGUACAAGAUAUCCAUAAAUAAAUUAAUAUGACCCUUCUGUCUUUAUUUGCUGAUUUGUGUUUAAUGUUUUAAAACCUAUUGAUCAAAUUCUAUCUGCUCAGUUUCUGUUUAAUACGCCUUACUGUGCAAAGGUCACCCCUAUGUUUAUUUUUGACACUGAUUUUAAGACAGUAGCUUUCUUUGUUGUUCUUCACAAAGCUAUUACAUUUAGAGUGUGCCUAAGAUUGACAAUUCAUAAUAUAUUUUACUUUGAAUCUGUCACUGGAGCAGUGUAGAACAAAAAUGGAUCUUAAUCUUUGCAUGCAGAUGCUUUUUUAUGUGGAUCAAAUCUGAACAGACCACAUCAGCUCCCCCUUCACAAUCAAUGUGGUGUUUGAAAAAUCUUUUAGACUACUACUUGAUGAGAUACCCCAGUUUUGUUCACGGAAUAGGCCAAAAUAGCUGAAAGGAACAUUUUUUUCCUAUUUGUCUAUUGCGGCCUAAAACUCACUUUGCAUUCUGUCAAUUCACACUUUAGUAUAUACCUGAAAGUCUGCAAUAUGUAAGCUUUUUAAAUGUGUUUGCAUAUAUUAAGCAUUCUUUCUACCAAGUAAAAUGUACGUUGGCCUUGGAGCUACACAUAAACAUCUGGAUAAUGUAAGAGAACAUUUUGUGCACUCCAGGAAGUUCAGAAAUAUUUAUUAGAAAAUAAAUGUAUGUCAACAAAGACAAAAUAAAAAAUAUAUACCUAAAUGGAUUAUUCACUAAACAGCUAAUACUGUGAAAUGAAACGCAGAUUUGCAAACUAUCCAAUUUGGUAAUAUAUGUGGAGGCUGAGAUGGUUUUUUUUUUUGUUUGUUUGUUUAUAUGUAUUUUGCAAAUGCAGUUUUCGGUGAAUAAACCCUUGAUUCUCUAUUUUGUACACAGACUAGUAUAUUGUGUACAAAUGCAUUAUGUUGGUCCCAGUUAUUGGAUUGAAAUAUCUGUGUACAUGAAUUUAUGUGUGUGACAUAUUUGUAUAUAAAUGCACAAACGUUCUUUGGUAUGAAGUGCCUACAGUGGUAUUGCCUUGUAAUUUGUACAUAAGCCUAGUUACAGGUAGAGAUAGAGUGACAAUUCAGAGUGAGGACUGUGACCUUGACAUUGUGUGAUUCCAUGCCAAGUUGGGAGGGUAUAAAAGACAGGAUAUAGAAAGCGCAGAGACAGAGGAAUUGGCAGUUUCCCUCAAGUCCUAUUAUCUUCAGAGGAUUAGAGUAUGGGUACAGAGUAAGUCAACUACUUCAAAGCUUAGUUCACAUUUUAAAAAACAAAUUUUUAAGUAAAUGUGAUCUAUCAGUGAUAUGAUUAGGUGUUAGAAGGGGAGGGGGAGGAAAAGAGAAACUAAAUUCAGGUUCUCUUUUUUGCUUUGUCUCUCAGGAGUGGGAGCUGGUGGUGUUAGGAAAAUUGAAGUGGAAUCUCGCAGCCGUGACCCCACAUGAUUUUAUCGAACAUAUAUUGAGAAAGCUUCCACUGCCUCAAGACAAGUUACUUUUGGUCCGGAAACACGCACAGACAUUUAUUGCACUUUGUGCUACAGGUAAGGUCGGUCUCUUAUCUGUUGGCGGCUACCUUUUGAUGAGCAUGUUAUAUUGAUUCAUUAAGGUUAUUGCAAACGCAUAAAAAAAUAAACAUGUUGGCUUUGACAAUGCCCGAUAAAUGAAGUUUAGAGAGGGUUUAUGAGAAUGAGAAAAAAAUAAUGGAAAAAAGGUGUGUCGGAGAAAGCAUUGCAUUUUUUUUUUGUCUGUACCACACCUACACUUCUAAUCCUUGCUGAGAAGUCAGCUAGGCAUUCUGUAUAGCUUAACCCUUCGAGGGCUAGAGCAGCAUGUCAAUACUCUGCAAAGACCAUCUUCUGCCCAUAUGAUAAUGAAAAGGUUAACAUUUUUCAUUCUUCAUAGGAGUUUAAUGUGCUGUGAAAGAAAUACAAAUGACAUACAGCAGACACUUUUUAUACCACCUCCCACAAUCCUCUAUUGAACAGGAUUAAUUUCUUAACCACUUUUCUGGUGAAGUAUUCCCAUUAGACUUCUGACUCUCUGAGAAAAAAAAAACGUUAUAUGUAGUGUAGUUUUUGGUACAGAUUUUGAUAAAGUAUCUGAUUGUUCGAGGUUGUGCAUUUUAGAAAACCAGAUUUGUAAAACAUUUAGGUCAAAAGAAACCACAAUAGGAAUGGAGUUCUUUGUAGUCUCAAUUUUGUUAGUUUAGUCUAGAGCUCACCAUCGUUCACUGUUUAGUGAAUAAAACACUCACUGUUGAGCACUGUACAUUUUUUUAAUUUUGUUCAUGGGUAGUUUCAUAGAAAAAUAGACCACAUUUUACACCGUCGUGAAAAUAUCUCAAACAUGUAUAAGUGCCACUGUGGUUCAUUAGUCUACCCAGUGAUGUGCUUUAGAGAAGCAUUCUUUUUUUCUCUCUUUUUUUUCUGCUUCAUUUUCCUUUCAAAUAAAGUACCACAAAGGCUCAUGAAUAAAACUGCAAAACAAAACAUUGCUCAGUGCUUUAGUAUGUGUUCUAAGGUAGGUUUAUAAACCUGCUAUAUAAUAAAAAAGAGAUAUUGCAGGCAAUUUAUUUAGUUAAUCCAAAAAAGUGUUUUGUUUUGGGGGGAUUUGUUUGCUCUCUAAUCUGUUUGUAUUUAUGAAAUUGUUGUAAAAAAUAUCUAAAAGUGUUGAUUCUUCUCUACUGAAAUGUUUCAUGAAAAUGUACAUUUCAUAAAAGAGUCCCAAAUUUAGUGUUGGAAAAAAGGGAACUUAAUCUGAGGGGAAAAAAAGUGACCAAUUUAUAGAUUGAUAAAUUCGUUGCAUCUGUGGAACAAAUGGUAUAUAUAUUCAUAAAUGGUGGUUAGGGUGCAAAAGAAAAACAGGCAAAAACCUGACAGAUUUUAUAAACAGUACCAAAGAAACAACUACUUCUCACAUCAUGGGAUCUUACUGAAGGACUUGCUGUUCCUGACAAAAAUGUCAUAGAGAGUUACCAUAGCUUUCCAUGAUGCCUCACUGAGGAGGCAAACUAUAUUUUUUCUGGUGGUACUUUUUGUCAGGAACCUCCAGCAAAAAUUCUUAGAUUCCUAUGAUGUGAGAAGAAUACUUAUACUUAGCAGCAAGACCGAGGAUAACCAGAAAGUACAACUUCCUGGUAAGUGUUCCUGGCAAAAAUAUAAAUAGCAUUUAUAUGAAAUCUCACACUGAGAUCUCAUACUCAUGAUUGUGAUUGAAUGCCGGUUAAUAUAAGUCCUGUAUGUGUUCUGACAUCUAGCACUGUGGUACUGUAAACAGCAAAAAGGAAAUAUAUUACAAUAAACAAGAUUUGACAGAGCAGGCAGGGUUGAAGGAAUAUACUAAACACUAAAACAAUUUUAGCAUAAUUAAGUAGUUUUAGUGUAUAAAUCAUGUUCCUGCAGUUUCACUGCCUAGUCCUCUUCCAUUUAGGAGUUAAAUUACUUUUGUAUGUUUAUACAGCCCGAGUCACACCUCCCCUGACUGUGACUCACACAGCCUGCAUGAAAAAAAAUAAAAUGGUUUCAUUUUCCAUCAGCACAGUGUGUUCACUUUAGAGGCUUUUAUCUUCUGCUUUGCUGAACUUUAAAUACAUACAGAUGCUCUAGCAAACUAUUGAGAGAUAAGAAAUUCUAAAUUAAACAGACUGUACAAUAAGGGCUGCAGGUCUCUUUUUUUGGUGAUUUUACAAGCCCCCCCCUUCUUCUCCUGCACAGACUUUCUGUGAUGGUCCAGACUUCUCAAUGCAGCUCAUUGAGAAGUCUUUGCAAGACAGGUGCUCUGGGCAAUUGACUGCCUCUUGAGUUAAGCUCCACUGAGCUAAAGAAACAAGGAAUUAACAGGACCUGUUGUCUGUUUGAAAGAUGAAUUUAUAUUGAAAUCCUCACUUUUUGGUAAAAUGAAAAAAGAGGACACAAUCGUCACACAUAAAGCAUUUCAGCAAGCUAAUGGGGUCCAGAGUGCUUAUGGGGUCCAGAGUGUCCUUUUAAACAUUAUAUCACUAUUUACAGGAAAUAUAUAGGUCACAUGGAGGGGAUGUGUGAUUAGGUCUGCAUAAACAACGUGAUUUAACAGUAAAAGACAGAGAGUUGAGCAGUUACACUGCACGGACAUGAUGCAUACAACAAAACAACUUCAUUAAACUAAUGUUGCAUUUGGUGUUUAUAGCAUCCCUUUAAGAUGCAAAAUGCUGCAGUAAAAUGCAUCUACGUUUUGUAGAAUGCCUUUAAGUAUCCCAGGAUUCCAAUGCGGUUUGCAUAUCUAGAUAAGAGGUUUAUUUAUUCUGGAAGGACUUUCUGCAUGUGCAUGCUUGUUGGGUAUACAUUUCUACCUUAAAGAAUUGAGUUUACUUAUUUACAUAUAUAUAUUUUGCAAUUUCGCAUAUGAACAAAAAUAAAAAUGUGGAUGUAGCACUACAAAUAUGUGGAUUGUGUGGAUAACUUGUUUUUGUAGGGUAUCGUUUUCUUUUUGAUAUCAUAUGCGGGCCUUCGCGUCAUAUAUGAAACAACCAGCCCAUAUGUUUUUUAGGCAAUAUAAUAAAUGUAUUUUGGGAGCAGAAGGAAAAGUCUUACUUUGAUCCAGAAUAAUGGAUAUUGAGGCACAGUAGGCAAAUCAAUCUGAAAGUCCCUUUUCUGAACAUAGUCAUUUGAUUAAUCUUAUGAAUGCGUCUCCUUGAUUUGUUUCUGAUAUCUCAGUUAAAAGACAGUCUUGGCCUUUUACAUUAAACGAUUUACUGUCAGUAAGCUAUGUUUUUUUCCAGUUAUGGUUUUAGUGGCUUCAUAAAACAAAUUUGGACUAGGUGAUUUGUCUUAUACUGGGAAAUAUGCCCAUUGGAAAGGGAUAGUGCCUUCCAGCAGAAUACUUGCUGACAAGGCCGCUAUUAAGGUAACUAUGUGUACUCAAGAUUAACCAGUUGAGUGCCCAUAUGACGUCUUCUUGUAUGUAACUGCGCCCACAGCCGAGAGAGACCCUUAUGAUGUUAAGUGAUUUUGUGAUCACUAAUUUUUUCCUGGAUUCUUGUGGAGACACUUUAGAAUGAUUAAAAUGGAUUUGAGUGGGUUGAAGAGCUAACUUACUGAACAGUUGACAACCAAGUUUUAGAAUUCUGUUAGAAACAUUCAAGAUGAAGGAAAGUUAAAAACAAUAACCCAAUUAAGCCAAAAUGCAGCUGUUUUAAGGUGUCCAUUAUUUCUGCUUAGCAAGUAAACUAAUAUAAUGCUGGUUGUGUACAAGUGACCAGAGACCUUAAAGUGGCAUAGUCAAUGUAUAGGUCCUUAUUGAAAAGAACCCCAAAAUAGGAAAUGCCUGCCAAACUGACAAUUGCAUGGGAUCAAGUAGUCCCUUCUUUGUUUUGUAUAUCUUUAUUAAAAGUUUAAAAUUGAUAGAGUUGCUCUAGUACACUGAAAUAGAUAAAUACAGUUCAAUAUAUUUAAAGAUAAUAUGGUAGCUAAAUGGAAGAUUGCCAUUUCUGAUUGACAGCUGUGCAGUAGAUGGUAUUAAAGGGAACCUAUAUGUUCCCUUCUGUGUAACCUCCUUAGGCAUUAAAUUUUUUUUAAAUUGACUAAUGAUUACUCACCUCAUUUUUAGCUCCUCUGCCUCAGCCCCCAAGCUGACAUUACCCGCAAUCUCAUCCAAUUCAUUGCCUCAUAUUAGAAAGCAAUGGACUGGAAUUAGGCAUAUACGGCCAAAUGCCACACUAUUCCAAUCAAAUGGUGAUAUCGGCAGUAUUUGAUUCCAGGGCCUAGUUUUCAGGAAGCCAGACAGUAGAGGUGUAUUACUGUAGUAAUGCUUUACAUUGCAGGAUUAGAAUAACAGAACCACUGCACCCAGACCACUUCUUUGAGUGAUCCCUUAUGCAAACUAUUUUCCUUAUCAUCAGAUUAUAUAACUGGACAUAUUGAACUUAUUUGGGUAUGUAUAUAUAUAUAUAUAUAUAUAUAUAUAUAAAAUACAACGUUAAAUUAAAAUCUGCACACCAGUCAAGCCAUAUGACUUGCUUUUCACACAGAAAUCACACAUUUGCAGUGAUUUUACUACCGCAAAGGAUUCUGGGUGGGUAUAUGCAAAUUAGUUUAACAAAGAAUCACAUUUUUCCAUUUUAAACAUGGAUUCCUUUGAGUCUGUGUUUGCUGUAUGCAACAGCUUUGAAACACAACUUAGGAAAAGAUGCAAACCAAGUGAACCACUCAUGGAAAGCUGUUUCAUUGUUAAUGCAAAUCAUCAGCAUGAGGUUGGUUACAGUUUUUUUUAUUGAGGCGUCCAUAAGGCAGCACAAGCAGCCGCCUUAGGGCCCACCGGCCCGGGGGGGUGAAAGAUUGGAGUGACCGGCAGAAGGUGGGCACACAGCGCUCCCUCCUGCCAGGCACUCUGUGUAGCUUGGCUGAAAGGAAGUGCCGGGGACCAAGGAGGGUAGAGAGAGAGGGGCACUAAGGGACGGGGGGGGCACUAUGGCACCGUGGUGGUAAAACACUAUGGGGGUGGUAAGGAAGACAAUGCGGAAGUGGGGGUGGAAAGGAACACUAUGUAAGGGGGUGGUAAGGAACACUAUGGGACAGGGGAAAAGAACACUAUGGGGGCGGGAAGGGGGGGGUGAAGAACACUAGGGUUGAUGGAGGACACUAAGGUACAGGAGAGGGAAGGGAAAAGGAACACCGGGGUAGGGACGGGACCACUAAAAGAGAAGGGGCUGGAACAUAGGGGGGGCACUAAGAGACAGGUAAAGGGGGGGUGUUCCUACUGCACAUAUUUACACACAAACACACUGCACCCACUACACAAACAUACACAGUGAAUCCACUACCCAUACUGCAUCCACUACACAAACACACACACUGCAUCCACUACACAAACAAACACAUUGUAUCCACUACACGAACACAUACACACUGCAUUUACUAAUCAAAUACUCUCACUGCAUCCACUACACACACAUGUAAAUAUUCUUGAAAACAUGAAAAAAAAUCUGACUGGCAUGUAUAUUUUAUGCAUUUACCACUUAAUAAAAAAAAGAUUUGCAAAAAAAGAAAUACGGUAAAUAUUGGUCAGCUAUCAGCCUGAAAGUUCCCAGAUUAACGGUAUCAGCUCUAAAAAAUUAAUAUCUCUCGAUCCCUAUUGAAAACCCCUUCCACCUUAAGUCUUAAACAAAAAUCUGCACACCAGUCAAGCCAUAAGACUUGCUUUUCCCACAGAAAUCACAAAUUUGCAGUGAUGUUACUACCGCAAAGUAUUCUUUUCAUUCUUCGUAAUCUCUAAUUUGCAUAUGCCCACCCAGAAUCCUUUGCUGUGGUGUAUGAAACGUGACGAGGGGGAACUUGAUUAUUGAUACUGUUAGGACUCCACACUCCAAUCUACCUGUGACGUCCUAAUCAGUCCUGUUUUGUCCGGCAUCAACUGUCGUAGUCUAGAUAGUCUUGACAGUUUAUUUAUUUUUGGAAGCGGUUGUUGCAGUGACUAUACCCUAGUUUACAUUGUGAUUUUAUUUUUUUAUUUUUUUUAUUCUUUGUGUGCAGUUGUUGCACGCAAUUACAGACUAUAUUCUAGCUUACAUUGUAAUUUUUUAUACCAUUAGAUAUUUUUAACAGGGUAUAGAUUUCUAGUACCCAUAAUUUGUUAAUCAUUUCUACACAAAUUUGGUAAUCGUUUGUACACAGACACAUUCACCACACAUUAUUUUUGUUUAAAGUUUUUUUGAAUAAAAUUUUUUUAUUUUUUUAUUUUAUUAAUCCGGUACUAUGUCUGGUAGUGAUUAGUCUGAUAACUCUGAGUUUUUAAGCAAGUCAUGAUUUUUUUUUACUUCAAUUUCAGACUGUGUAGGUACACUAUCCCCUUCUUUCUGAUAUUUUCUAUUUAGGGUUAUCCCCCGUUUCUUUAGUGUUUUUUUUGGCUCUAUUUUUGUUUUUCUUUUGACAAAUACUCUCACUGCAUCCACUACACACACAUAUAAAUAUUCUUGAAAACAUGAAAAAAAAUCUGACUGGCAUGUAUAUUUUGUGCAUUUACCACUUAAUAAAAAAAAGAUUUGCAAAAAAAAAUACUGUAAAUAUCGGUAAGCUAUCAGCUAUCAGCCUGAAAGUUCCCAAAUUAACUGUAUCAGCUCUAAAAUAUUAAUAUCUCUCGAUCCCUAUUGAAAACCCCUUCCAUCUUAAGUCUGCGGAUGGUUAAUACAAUGUUACUACCACAAAGUAUUCUUUUCAUUCUUCGUAAUCUCUAAUUUGCAUAUGCCCACCCAGAAUCCUUUGCUGUAGUGAAUGAAACGCGACGAGGGGGAACUGUACACACCCAGACUGGCCUGUAGUUUUUGUGAAACUAAACUCCUAUUAUACUCUGCCAGAUCCCUACCAUGCAUCACGGCACCUAUAGUCAGCUUUUCUUUGACCUGUCAAGAAAUUAUAUGCAAAUUAAUAUACCAAUAAACAAUGAAAGGAACUUUCCCAUUCCAUAACAGCUUCAGCUCUUUAAGGAUGUUAUGGGUCUGGAGUGUCAGUGCGCCAUCGCCUUUAGGGGAUACACCAUUUUCCAGCAGUCGGCCCCUUGGCUUCCGACAGCACUGCCCACAGUUCGAGGAACCUUUUUGGGGCAGCCGGUGAUAGACUAGGCUAUCUGAGCUACCUGCAAGCAAGGUGAUGUGAUACAUAGGACAGAGUCAAAAGAUUAGUGACUGUUCUGAAAAAAAAUAAUAGGAAUACCAAUGCUAGUCAAAACUAUCAACAUUUGAAAAUGCAUAAAAAAGGAAUUACUAAGUCCAACAUGUAUGUAAAGUUCCAACCAGUGGGCACCCACUGAUGCUUCAGUGUAAUACUAUUGAUUGAACCCUUUAAAGGACCACUAUAGUGCCAGGAAAACAUACUCGUUUUUCUGGCACUAUAGUGCCAUGAGGGUGCCCCCACCCUCAGGGUCCCCCUCCCACCAGGAUCUGGGGAGAGGAAAGGGGUUAAACUUACCUUUUCUCCAGCACCAGGCGGGGAGCUCUCCGCCUCCGAUCCUCCUCUUCGGCUGAAUGCGCAUGCGCGGCAGGAGCUGCGCGCGCAUUCAGCCGGUCUCAUAGGAAAGCAUUCGUAAUGCUUUCCUAUGGACGCUUGCGUCUUCUCACUGUGAUUUUCACAGUGAGAAGCACACAAACGCCUCUAGCGGCUGUCAAUGAGACAGCCACUAGAGGCUUUGGAGGCUGGAUUAACCCUAUUAUAAACAAGCAGUUUCUCUGAAACUGCUAUGUUUAUUAAAAAAAAAAAGGGUUAAUCCUAGGGGGACCUGGCACCCAGACCACUUCAUUAAGCUGAAGUGGUCUGGGUGCCUAGAGUGGUCCUUUAAGUGUUGACAAACUAUUGAUUUAACCCUUAAGUUUUGACAAAUUUGUUUUGAAUCUAAGAGUCAGCUAAAAAAAGUUAGGAGCCCUUUUUUCCCUCUAAACUUAAAAAGCUUUAGUUUCAAUGACAAAAAUAACAGAUCUUAAAGGGACACUAUAGUCACCAGACCACUAUAGCUUAAUGUAGUGUUUCUGGUGUAUAUAGCCUAUCUCUGCAUGCUUUUUAAAUGUAAACAUUGCCUUUUCAAAAAACAACUUUUUUUCAGUUUUACUUUUUGCCGUGCCUGUGCAUUAGCAUCCCAAUGCUUUCCUUUGGGAAAGCAUUGGAUUGGCUGAGAACAUCAAAAUGUUUGAACUUAGCCAUGGAGGUUAGCCCAGCCGCAGCAUCUACUUUUCCCAUCUGAUCAGAUGGUAGCCUGUCGCCUAAAUAGUUAGUUUAAGAAAACAUGUUUGUAUUCAUGACCCUAUAUUGUUCCUUUACAUUUACACAAAGAAGACUAGAAGCAAACAUAUUGGGCAUAUACCUUAUGCAGAUAAUGAAUAUAUUCUGAUGUGACACACCAAAUGUUUUAUGCAGUGUCAGUUUUUUCCACUUGGCUUUUUGAGGCCAUGGACAUGUCUUGUAUUUUUAGAAUUAAAGUACCAAUACUCACAGAGACACACACUCACAAAGAAUUAUUUUAUUUUAAUUUACGUCCACCCAGCCUCCCUUCCCUUGGGGGAGCUGGAGUGGAUCCUUUCCCUUGGUUCCAGUGGUGCUGCUAUGAUCCUGUAAUCUUCAAGCUCUUGCUCUGCUCCCUUGCAGCCGUUUAGUGAUGCUGGGUCCGUAGUGACCUCAUAUUCUGGCUCCCAGCAUCACAGAAGGGCGCCCAAGUGAGCACAGAAAGAAGACUUGAAUAUUACAGUUUCUCACAGCCGACCGCCUCUGGGGGCCCUAAGGUGGCCAGUGCUGAACAGGCUUACAAACACCUAAGCUCUACGACAAAAUUCCUAGUCACCAUGGCGAGCUGGCGUCUGGGAUUUGUCAAGCCGGGGUUCAAGUGAAAUAGCCGCUAAUAAAAACCCAAAUGUAUAAGAAAUCUUGCUUUUACUAUAACUGAAUGAAAGUUUCACUAGGUGGAGCAGUUCUCCAAUGGGUUUAAAGAGAAUUGAGGAAGUUAAGAUUUGGUUCUCUUUUUAAAAAAGCAAAUAUAUAUAUAAAUUCUUGUUUUGGGGGUUGAGGGAAAUCUACCUGACAACAUCAUCUAAUGGCUAAUAUUAAUCAAGUACUAGUUUAGUUAGAAAUUGCUAGGGCCUGUAAAACUGCAAUUUGGAAUUAAUUGCGUUGGUCGAUGGAAUUUGGAUCCUGAUGGAGUUUUACUGAAUGGUGUUUGUGUACUGUUAAUAUUAACUCUUUUCAGAGCUGCUUCCAUAUUUUCUUCUCCAUAUAGUUUGUAAUUUGUGUCAGUAUGGUUACCUUGCUGUUGACUUCUUUUAAAUGUCAUCUUUGGCAGGGUAAAAAUUGGGUUUUACUGCAAAAGUAUGUCUACAUACCGGUAUAUUGAGUGGAAUAUGCUCCUCUGAGAUUUGGUGUUUAUCAUGUGAUCAUGUGAGACCACUGUGUUUAAACCAUGUCACUCAGUGAUUGCUAGUACUUCAUGAAUUAAGGAUUGUGUCCAAAAAGGACCGUGGGUUUUCUUAAAGAUAUCAAUGUACAGCCCUGAUCGAGUUCAAAUAUCUAGAAGAGAGUUGUUGACAUUUUCUUAACCAACUGUGAUGCUUGUUUCUUGUAAUUCAGUUUACAGAGAAUUAAAGCAGUUCUGGUGCCACAGCAGAUAGAAGACCAAGGCAGAGCACUUUGGACAUUCUAGUGUUCUAGAACAUUCCAAUGCCGUUUCAUGCUCCACAGCAAUUAGAAGUUCUCUUGUGGGUUGUUGCCAUUGCAUUGCGAGAAGCAUUCUUGCUCUUAAGUUUAUAUUCAUGCCUUGUAAAUGUAUUUCUUAAAUUUUUUUUUUGUUUGUUUUUUUAUUCAAGGAACUGUAGGAUAGGUUUGUUUGUCUAAGUAUUUUUGCAUACACUAAGAACAUAUGCUUAAAUUUUUGAUUCUUUGGAUUCAUCAUAUCAGCAUAGAAUGCAACCUUCAUAACUGGAAGCACCGAGACAUGUGCAUCCUCUUUAGUCAUGGUAUUUGAAUGCCAAUGGCUAUAUUUAUUAUUUAAAAUCUUAACCAGUAUAAAAAAAAUAUAAUGUAUGUUAUAUCUAUACAUCAGGUAGCUCAAUGUAAAGAAGUGAUGCCCUAUCACAUGUAUUUUCAGUGCUGAAGCAAAGGUAACCUGUGAUAGAUUUGUUGACUGUAACUUAAAAACAGUUUUCUGAAACUUCCCUGGGCUUAAAAAAUAUUUGCACUUAUGAAAGAAGCAGAAUCUAUUUAUAAUGUUUAGUUGCUCUUUAAAUGAGUCAGUUUGCUGACUAAAAUCAGAAACUGCAAUUACUCAUGUUCAGUGAUAUCUUGCAGUAGUAAUGUAUUAAAAAAUAGGUUCUGUAUUUCCAUACAGGUCUAUGGUGACAGUAGUACCAGUCUGAGUAAUGUUUAAUUUAUUGAAUUGUGAAGGGUGUGUAUUGGCCUAAUCUAAUUUAUACAUCAGAAGGACAUUGACUGAAUUAAUCUAAUGUACUCCGUAUAACCUGUUAUAGUUGGUUAUGCCUUGUUAGUUAUCGAUUUUUUUUUUUUUCUUAAAUGCAAAUAAAAGAUAUUUUUAUACAGUAGCAUGCAAAAAAAAACCUCUGAUUAAAGGGACACUAUAGUCACCAGAACAACUACAGCUAAUUGAAUUUGUUCUGGUGGGUAGAGUCAUUACCUUCAGGCUUUUUGCUGUAAACACUACUUGUUUCAGAGAAAAUGCAGUGUUUACAUUACAGCCUAGUGAUAACUUCACUGGACACUCCUUAGAUAGUUGUUAGAGAUCCUUCCUGGGUCAUGGCUGCCUAAAAUGCAUCCAAACACUGAACUUUCCUCAUAGAGAUUAAUUGAUUCAAUUCAUCUCUAUGAGGAGAUGCUGAUUGGCCAGGGCUGUGUUUGAAUUGUGUUUGCUCUGCCCCUGAUCUCCCUCUUUGUUAGUCUCCUAUGGGGAAGCAUUGUGAUUGGAUCAGGCUACCACUUAUGAUGAUGUCAGCAGACAGUGGGCAGUUCAAAAGGAAACAGGGACAACGCCAGCAGCUUCAGGCUUGAAUACAAGUAAGACUUUACUAUAUUUAGGGAGGCAAGAGGGGGCCUGGGGGAUAAUUGGUGGUUUUAACACUAUAGGGUCAGGAAUACAUGUUUGUGUUCCUGACCCUAUAGUGUUCCUUUAAGGAAACCUCCCAGCCCAUAACAACUUAAAGGAACACUCCAAGCACCAUAACCACCAUAGUGGUUAUGAGCUGUAGUGGCUAGGGUGCCAUGCAUCCGCUCAUUGUAAGUUUCAGAUGGCUGCUCUUCUCUGCUGUCAUCGAGCUAGAGACUCUCUGCCUGAGCUACGCCCAGCAGUUCCGUGCUUAGCUCAUUGGCUGAGACAGAUCAGUUAAUGCCCUCAGCCAAUAAGCUAGCCCUGCACUGGAGUUAUUAUGGGAGCAGGAGUGUCCAGGGCCUCUCUCACCAUCAGGUGUUAAACUAUUUUGCAACAGUUGAACCCCAAAGUGGAUACUCCUGCUUCCAUUCUCUCUGCACUGCAGUUUGAGUACGGUUUAGCCUGGUAGCCGAUGAUAGGUUCGGGCAUCAGCUAAUGUUCACUGUACACCCAAUGAGAGAAAUAAGAUGAGCUGUAUCAUGUCGUACAAAGUCCAGUGCAGUACAUUUACUCAGUCAAUGCCACGCUUAUAUGACUUAAUGUAGUCUAGUGUCACAUUUUUCUCAAUGUGCGCCUAGCUGAUUCUUUCAACUGAUCACAGCCACCAGGUUAAACCUUUCUGCAGCGCUGGACAAGCCUGCACCUAUACCAAUGUAAACGAGUUUACCUCACAGUGAAAUGUUCAGAAUAUUUUGGGGAAAGUCCAAAGCGAUUGCAUUCUUUAAUCCUUGUAAAGAGAUUGGCUGACCAGAGUAGUUUUUUCCAUAGGCGAGUACAUAACCUUUACACUUCUUUAUGUUAAGCAGCUAUUGCUCUUAUUGAAUAUGGAUAUAUGGUAAUCUCCAUCUUUUCGAGCCCUCUUGUUCUUCUCUGUCUAUUCAGACUCCUAGGUGGCCUUUCACAGUGUGGCUUCCUCCUCCUCCUCCUCCCUCCUUCCACUUUCCUAAUAAAUAGGGCCUUGGCCGUUGUGGAAAAAAAAAAUAUCACAUGCACUGAAUUGGUGCACGCCUCCUGUCCCUUUGUGGGCACGUCAGGUUGAAUUCAUAUCAGAACAGAGGUCACUGACAUUAUUUUCUAUAGCUGGAAUUGAGGUGAUGACUCUGUACAAUGGGUCAACGCUCCCCACUCAGGCACACUUGCUUCAAUCAGUUCCAGUAGUUAAUUAAUGUGCUAAAAAUAGGAUCUAGUGAUACAAAUUGCAGUCUGUUGCCCAACAAAAGACUAGGCAUGUGCGGUGUUUGAUAGCCAAGUUUAUGGAGCUUGUUAUGGUGGCUAAGAUACAGGAGUGCAAGAAGUAAUGCAAGACUUUUUUGGAUCAUGAUCUCUAGUCACUCUGGGCCUCUGGCCAUUUGCAAGCUGUCUAAUUUGCAUUACGAAUGACAUUAAGUGAGCUAACAAGGUUAUUGGGCAUUGCAGUGCUCUCAUGUGACCACACGUGGGGUGAGACCUACAGCAGAGUCUGCUGGCAGGGGUUCUAUGACUCUUUAUUCGGCUUUUAAAGAUGAGAAUUCCAGUGAGUGCAUAAAUUACAUAUGGAAAAUGGGACAUAUGUAAACUGCUACAGUUUUUCUGUGUCAUACCCACUUUGCAGACAAAUGCUUUGUAGUAAAUAGUUUAAAUUGAUUUCUCCAAAAAUAAAUAUCUGUUUUAUGUACAACAAGAGCUAUGUGUUCUAAUGGAGCUUAACUGAAAAAUAUAAGUUUAUACUAUUCCAAUGCAAUAAUGAAUUUUAUUUUACUUAAAUAAACACUCCCAGAGACUGAAAGCUCUUCAGCUUGCUGAAGAACAGGCUUAUUUUAUAAAAAUAAAUAAAUCAGCAUUUGUACAAACUACCACUAUAGUUCAAAGCGAGUGGGGGAGGGUCGUUCAUAUACUACUGGAUGAGCUGUACUAUUUUGUAUAACUGUCCAGUCACAUGCAUGCUAGAUUUGUCCACAAGGAUUCUAAGUGAGAAGCUUCUAUUUGGACAAUGGAUUGGACAGAUGGGAAAGUACAGAGCUUACAAUAGACUAGUACUGCAGCUAACAUAGUCUACUUUUUUCAUACCUCCCAAGUUAUGUAUAUAUGAAAAAGUGUGGAUGAAAACCCCUUCCACCUGAAAUAAGUGGUAGUUAAUGCAAUGUUAAACACAAAUACACACACCAGGCAAGCCAUAAGACUUGCUUUUACCACAGCAAUCUUACUUUAACAGUGCUCUCACUACUGCAAGGAAUUCUGGGUGUGUAUUUGUGUUUAACAUUGCAUUAACUAUAUAUAUAUAUAUAAAGGUUGGCUUUUUUACCCUAUGGAGUGCUCCAUUUAGCUAAAUAAAAAAAAUAUAACACAUGCUCUCACUCACAUUGGCAUCAGAUUUACUUCCAAAUAGAUAUAUGUAUAAUCUGUAUUAUACACUAUGUAGAAGCAUCUAUCAUAGCAAAUAAAGAUUGUCUCAUCCUCUAUCAAUAAUGCAGUAGAUGCUGAAUCUAGAAGCACAUUCACCACAUCCCCAAAUUCUACAAUGCAUCCAGUACACUACUGGAAACUAAAUAUUGUGGGAUGCUGCACAUUUUAUUUGUAGGAGAAUGAGCAUGCCGCUGCCGUAUUAGGAGUCAAUUUACCUUAUUUCCGUUGUAACAGCAAGACAAGUCUAAUAAAUACAUAUGGAAGAAACAUACAAUAUCAGUUUACUAACAGCUAUACAGUGGCAUCAGAUAAUAUCUUUCAUGGUUGGUGUGUUAGCAUUCUGGUAAAUACCACGAUUGCUUUCAGAAAAUUGUCACCUCUCAAAUGUUGUAAUGCCUUGUGAAUUAAAUUAAUAACAUGCAGAACUGUGGUGGCUUUGUGGCUGUUUUCACAGUUGUCUCACAGAGCUUGCUGUGAUCCAACAUCAGCUAGAGCACUGUAGAAAAAAUGACAUGUCUUGACGUUUUACUUUUUUAUUUUCUAACCUCCUUCCUGUUCUUGCAGACUUUAACUUUGCCAUGUAUCCACCAUCAAUGAUUGCUACGGGAAGUGUAGGAGCAGCAAUCUGUGGCUUGCAGUUGGACGAUGGAGAAAGCUCGCUGUCUGGUGAUAAUCUCACAGAACAUUUGGCCAAGAUCACUAACACAGAUGUGGUGAGUAUACUAUUCAUUUCUUUCCCAUGGUAAAUUUCAAAAUUGCUAUUUAAUUUCAGUGUUACCUAGUAUUUUUCCAAAGAUAUUGUUAACACAUAAGCAUGUCUAUAAAAACAUUGGAAUUCACCCUAAAUACAUCCCCCACAUAUUGUAUUUGCAGCUGUGUCACUGGACUGUGUUGCUAUCCUUAGUGGGGGUGGGGUUAACCCCUUGAAUGCCAGACGACUGCACAGCACAUUGACAAAUUGUGUCCAUGGGCAAAAUUUCCUGAGAAAUUAUAAUUAAUUAAAGGGAUAGUGAUACUGGUUUUCACGUGCCAGUGAAGUAAUUGAAGAUUCUAGAGAAUGCUGCUGGGUUUAAAAACAUUUUCAUAAUUGUCAUAUUGGUACACAUACUCUGUAAAGUAAUCACAACCUAGUCAAAAUGGUCAAGUGACAUUUUGACAUGGGAUGAGUUGGCUGAUUUGUUUAAAAUCCAUUGUUGAUAGGAAUAGUUUCAUCAUCUUACAAUGUCACACAUUCAGACAGCUGUUUCCAUCAACUAGUCCAAAUAAUAGAAGGUGUAAUCUGGAGAGCUUUCAUAUUCCAAAAUAUUUGAAUACUGUGGCUGUGCUCUCAACACAUUGUUUAAAUUAACACUCCAAGCUCGCUGUAGUGGUAAUGGUGCCUGAAGUUGUUUUUCAAUGUUUUGAAUUCUUACCUGGAGUUCACCAGGAGCCAUUCCCCUGCCUCUAUUACCUUUCCUGAGAGCCGGUGGGAGAGUGAACAGCUGACUUAACAACCUAACUCUAGCAAAAACUGACCAUGUAGGGCAAUCCUUUCAAAAUGUAUAACUUUUAUGUUGCUGCAAAUCUGUUUUAGUGAAUCAUACGAAUUGUUCUGUGAUUGCUACAUAAUAGAUUCUGAAAGCUAGAUUGGAUCGAAAGUGGAGGUCCAUAUUCUACCUCCUGGAACUAUAGAUGCCUUAAUUUAACAAAGGAAUGGUUAUGGUGCAAUAUACACACACUGCUGUCUUUAAAGGACUUCCUUGUAAUCACAUUUCCUUUCUGAUAGAUCUUUGCAGCACUAAGUCCUGUUUGCUGCAGUGUAUUUACAAUGCAAACCUGUUCUUUCUCUUUAAAUUAUACCACUCUGUUUGUUUGUUGAGCAAGUGCUUCCAGUAACCAUCCUGUAAAGGAGAUAAUCACUCUUUCAGGAAUGUUAUCUGGAUGUUUAGCAAGUUAGAUUGUGAGAGAUAACUUUUUUUUUUGUUGUCACAGCAGCACUCUUAAUACCUCAUGCUUUAAUAUUUACCCUAUUGUUCACCCCAGCACUGUUAUUGUUACAUAAAUAAGAUCUGUUUGGGAGUUAUUCACUAAACAGUCAGUCUAGGUUAUGGUAUUUGUGGUAUGUGAACUGGCUUGCAGAAUUUAUCCAUCAACAUGCAAAUAUGUCUGUGAAUAUAAAUAUAUAUAUAUAUAUAUAUAUAUAUAUAUAUCCCUUGUGCAUAGUGUAAAAAACAUUAUAGCAUUGUUAACACAAAUUGACUUUCUACAAAUUGUGGAAGGAAAAUAUGUAGAUUUGUUUUGUUGGCAAUAAGCAAUAUUUGACACAAAUUAUGCUGACUGACAUUGUAAUUGUAAUUGACAUUGUUGACAUUCUCUUUGCUCUAUGCUGUAAUGUUCAAAUCCAGUUUUGUCCUAUUAUAAAAUCAUGUAAAGUAUGUGAAACACAUUGAAUUAAGCACGAGGUUGGCGUCUUAUAUAAUUUCCUUGUGAAAUUAGCAGAUAAGUCAGUUAUGUCUUCACCGAUGAGUAGCACACCAUGGGAGUAAAUUAAAUUAAUAGAAAACUCUGGUAAAAUAAAAGAGAAAAUCAAAUGAUAUUUUUAUCUUAUCACUGCACAGAGCUCCACAAGAUGUUAAAUUCUAAUCAUUCUUGGAGCUAGCUGAAUAUUUAAUUGGCAAAAUGUUCGCAUUCCAUUUUGAAUACUGUAUAUGUCAUAAGAUUGUCAAGAAAGCACAGUUCAUUUGAGGUAAACUUCCAUGGCAUAGCAGAGACUGGCAAAUGUGGCUCUUCAUCAUCAAGCUAUUGACUUUGAUCAAGACCUUCAACGUGUAACAUAUAGAUAUGCCACUUUAAGGCAUUUAUUGACUGAUGUGUUUGUGAGCAUGGGCAUAAACCCAUUUGACAACUUCAGAGUAUGUUAACUAGCUUGGGGCAUAUUUGGCUGAUGUUAUAUGUAAGACAGGGUGUGCUUGUGCUUUUGUUAUGAGAUUAUUACAAUAUAGAAGUCAGUUUAAUUUCUAACAGAAGGCAUCAGAAUGAAUCUAAAUGCAAAGGUGCAACAAAAAAUGGCUGGUUCCCAUUGUGGAGUUAGUAAUAGCACCACAACUUGUAAAUGUGCAUAAAUUAACAUCAUAUCCCAUUGUACAGCGCUAUGGAAUUUGCUAGUGCUAAAUAAAUAAUAGAACAAUAAUAAUAAUAAGGAAAGAAAAACGUAUUUACCAACUUUUUAAUAUUCUUAAUACCUUCUUAUUAUUUUCCUUGCUCAUGUAAAUCAUCACAGCACUUUUGGCACAACAAAGGGAGAUAGUAGUUUUAAAGGCACAUAUAAACCUGUACCCCCAGUGGGCUUUCUUUGUACAAGAAUGGAUAAUGAGGAAAAUACAUUUGAUGAUUGAGCAUGAGUUGUAGUACAAAAACCACUACAACUGGGGUAGUUUUGUUAAACUGAUUGAGGAAAAAAAUAGAGUUCUAGUACCAAAACCACUACAACUGGGGUAGAUUAACUAUAUUUCCACUAUAACAGAAAACAAAAUGUCUGAAAGAGUCACUCUGCAGGAUAUAUCAUAAAGGAACACUAGACACAUAAAGCACUUCACCUUAAAGUGCUUUAUGUGCCUGGGGUCUGUCAUAUUUUCACAGUUUAAAAAAGUGAUGAUUUUAGUAGUGUGACUGGGGGCAGAAUCCAGCCAGGAAGGUUUUCUUCCACUUCUGUUUGCUCAGCAGAGCUAAUGUAAGUGGCAGGUGCACUGUAUUACACUUCACCGCAUGCGCGCACUUGCAGCUCCAGCACAGAGGCUUCUCAAUGCAAGCACAAUUGCGAGCUGUUUUUCAUAUACCACCGAAGAAAAUACAUACAUGCUUUAUUUGGAGGUAACUCUACUAAAAUUUAAAAGACAGUAGUGUUUCUUUAAGUGCAAGGUGCCAUUGUCUAUUAUAUAUUUUGGUCUAUGAUUAAGACACAUUUGGUUGCCCAAUUUUAGAGACAUCAUCAACUCCUGGAAAUUCUUACCGCUCAUAUUUAGCAUGCCAGGGUACAUGUUUUACAUGUUUAUGUAAGGUGAUUCAUUAAUGGGUUGGGUCAGUGUCUCUCAUGGAUUCAUUUCAAAUGGGUUAAUAUUGGUUAAAAUCAGCAGUAUCUCCAAAACCGUUAACUCUUUGGCUGUAAGUUAAUGUUCAAGGUUUUUUUUUUUCCCCCUUUUCUCAGAUUCCAUGGCUAGCCUGCAGUAUGUGCCUCCCCGUGUCUCAUACAAUAUAGCAUCUUUAAGCAUCACACUGAAAGUUCUGUCCAAAAAAGUAUUUAUGUUCCACGGAUGGCCUCUUUUUUUAUUGGAACAUAGCAACAUUCUGUGUUACUGACUCAUAGGACUUUUAAAUAAAGUCAGCUGUGGAUAUUUCAAGACAAUUAUUCCCUGGCCCUCAACCCCCCCACCCCCAAUGUAGCCUUAACUCAAUCACUACAAAAAUUACAAGUGUUUCAGUGGGGGAUAUCUUGCAGUGAGGCAUUAUGAAGAAAUGUGAAAUGCGUUGCUCAGCUUAUCUGAGAGGAAGUGAUGAACAAUGCUAAUAUCAUUUACCACGUUAUUAAGCAUAGUGAUCCAUAUUACUGGAACAUUAGCAGUAUUAUAGAACAAAACGGACACGAAUUGAAGAGCUCACUUUUUUUUCUGACCACUUAAUAGGAUGGUGCAAUGACCUUCGUUCUGCCAGCAAGAACAUAUUAUUGAAAAGAAGAAGCUUGAAAAAGUCAACUAGUUAAAUGUUUUUUAUUUGUACUGCUAAACAUUAAUAUUUUGAUUUUAAAGGCAAUGUAAAUGCUUCAUCUAAUUUAAGUUGUUAUAGUGUUUGUAGUUCCCUGGACCAUCUUUCCAUUAAGCAUGAAUCCAUUUUUAAUGUUUUAAUGCUAAGCAAGAGUCCCCAGCAGCCCAUCUUCUCUGUGCUGUUUUGGCUAAUAAGGAAACAUUUGCCUGAGCAGUUAUGAGCAGCUGCAAUUUUUUGACUGUGUCAGCUGACCGCUUUCAGCCUAUCACAGCUCCCAUUUGUGGUAUGAAUCGGUAUGACAAAAAGGAAGUGUGUAAUGUCUGUCUUAGCCACAGCUCUAGUAGGGGCCAAGGACCCCUUUUUAGUGUUAAACUGCUCAAAAAUGUUUUAAUUUUUUUGUCAAUCUGUUUUUAUUGUAGGCAUAAGGUGGGGUACAUAAGAGAAAGCGGGGAAAUAUACGAGUGGUUUACAAUGGAAGGUUGAUACUUCAUACAGUAAAAUUACGUAUCAUUUCCAGGGUAACGAUGCCUUAUUUCUUAAGUUUAAACUGUAGCAUGGAAAUUCAGGCUAUGGAUUAUAAGAUCCAGUAUGUAACAUGCUACUUUAACAGUGCAUGAACUAAAACAGUAUAAUACCGAGUAGGUUAAACCAUGAGUCAGCUGGUGUGCUUUUGCCAAUCAUUAGGGUAGUUUAUAACAAGCUAUUGCGUUAUAAUUAUUUUGCGUUAUGAUUAUUUAACUGCUGCAUAUUGAUAAAAAUCACAGUCACAAGCAAGAAUGGAUUGAGACAUUGCAUGACAAUGAAAGUAACACAGGUGUGUGGUAUAGUGUGGAAGCAUGCUGCGGCACUAUAGUGGUUUGUGAGGAUAGAGCUGUACUAUCCGGGUCUGCUGUGAUGGACAUUCUCGGGGUCAGGCUGGUGUGUCGAUAUAUGUGUGUGGUGGUAAGCUGUUAUGACCGCCAUGCAGAUGGCAAGGGUAGUGUUGGUCUCAUGUGUGGUGCCUGCGUUCAACCAGCUGUGUCGGGUGAGUGUACUCCCUUGGUAGGGAUAAAGUAUGUGUUGCUUAUGGCUGGGUCUGAUUACCAUGGUAGGUGGCAUGCAUUAGAGUCUAUAGUUCUUUGUGUCUCCGGUUGGUUAAUAGUUUAGUCUCUGCGUUGUGGGCUGUGUUGUUGGUUGCGCGCUGCGGCCUGCAUGAGUCCGGGUUGCCUCACCCUAUGCCCGUUCUGGUGGCUCUGUUUGUGCGACUGGGUAAGUGUAGGCCGCUCACGCUCCCUCUGGGCGGGAGUUCCGGCAGCGUUUUCAGGUGGGUCAGCGAGGUGUGGAGGUGGUUGCGGCGGGGGGCUUCUCCCUUAUUCCCGGCAUCAUGUGGGCUUGGCACCAUGUGGCCACAGACUCGGUUGCCUCUCGGGGCCGGGUCUUUCCCAUGAUGGGCGCUGUGGAGGGCCCUGUUUGUCCAGCCAGCGGCGGGCAGCUCUCCUACGAUGUGGUCGUGGAUAGGAGGGAGCCUCCUAAUGUUCCCCUGCCUGGAUGGGUGUUCCGCCCGUCGGUGCGCGACGGCUUUUCCCAGGGUCUGCCUGCUCCGCCUCACAGCCUGGGUCUGCCUCACCUCUUCUUGGUGUUUAAAGGUUUGAUGUGCCAUCCAUCUUUCCAGCUUCUCCCAGAACCGGCUGAGCAGUGCAUCUAGACGCUCGUGGGUGGAAGCAUGCUCUGCAGUUUGGCCCGAGGUCGCCAUUUUAUGUGUGUCCGUUUGACUUUUAUCGUGCUUUUGGCUGUCUUCAACAAUUGCAGUCAAUUUAGGCUUAAGGUAAAUGCUUUUAUGGACCAGGAUAACCCCCACCGGUCCUGGGGGGGUAGGGAGGCCCGAUGCUUCGGGUGCCGCUUGGUUUGGUGAGUCGGGAGAGCGGCCGUCUCUCCCCACCACCAUGCGUUGUAGGCCCCAAGUUCCCGGCCCGGACCACCAGCGGGUUUGUAGGCGUCUGAGGUGUCCUUCUCUACCCCUGCUUUCACAGUGCCAGUUGCGGUGGGCUGAAGGACCAAUUUGGGUUAGUUUCCCUCUGUUUUCCGCUGAAAAUCGGGCCCAGGCUCGGGAUCUCACAGAAAGCGUGUCUGCUCAGCUCCCCGGUCAGGCCCCGCCCCCUACAUUGUCCUUUUAAGUGAAGAUAUACCAGUAAUGCAACAUGCAUAACUGGUGACAUGUAGCAAUAAACACACUUAAGGAUAAGUGCCAGCCUAAUACAUUUGCAUAUGACUUUAUGUGUGAGUCUCCAUAUCCUUGGUUUUUGAGAGCUAUGCUUAAAGGGACACUAUAGUCACCAGAACAACUAUAGACAAGGCAGUGUUUACAUUACAACCUAGGAACACUGCUAGUGGGCACUACUCAGAUGACUACUAGAGCUGCUUCCUGGGGCUGUGCUGCACACUGUGCUUCACUUUUAGAACUUUAUCCCAGGAUUACUGUUUAUACAUUGUAAUGUGCUAUAUUCUCAUGCACAGAAUAUAUAUGAAAUACUCCGAAAUUUUAGUGUGGUGAGAGACUCGCUAGUAAAGUAUAAAGAAAUGGCAGUUAUAUAAGGGAGGUGGGUGGGAGAAAACCAGUAUUUCUGGGUUACGGGUUUAUUACCCUUCCUAUAAAAGACAGUGUAGGGAAUAUAGCUCAAAUUAAGUAUGCACAUUCGCUCUCAUUAACCCAUCUGCUCCAUUUAAAUAUUUAAAUGAAAAGGUAUUGCAGUGUCUACUGGUUUUCUAUGAAGAUAUGUAUACCCUCCAUUUUUUACAAAUCUACUGCCGCUUCGUUUGUAUCAGGCCGUAUUUUGUAUGCAAGGAAACUGCAGACAGAAUAGCCUGGAGAGAAAGGAAUAAUGAGAUAGUUUCUAAGUUGUCUUUGCUUGAAUUUGGCAGCUGCUCCUGGUUCAUUCAUUUUUUUGUCCCCCAGUGAGUGUUGUGCGUGUGUGGUAACAAUGGGGUAAUGCAGUUACACUGAAGUCUAAUGAUGGAGUUCCGUCAGCCCAUUCAUAAAUCUAGAGAAGGGUGCAGCUCUGUGAGCGAGCCAGCUUGCAAAGGAAGUAAGGAUCCCAUCUAAUGAGCUCCAGUACACAUCUUUUUGUGUGUGCCUAUUUAUUUUGCAUUUAUAUAUCUGGUACCGCAAGUUUUUGUUUUUAGAUGAUUAUUUUAUUUAAUUUUUCUAAUAUUUUUUAUGACUAAUGCCCAUUGCAAGAUUAUUUGGUUUUGGUUUUUUCAUAGUGCGCAUAGUUCUGCAGUCAAAAUAUUUAAAGGGAUUAAUUCUUUAAAGCAGAGUUUGACAAAUUUGCUUGGAAUCUAGGAGCCAGCAAAAACAGUUAGGAGCCAGGUUUUCCAAUGUCAAAAAUAAAAAUUUUAAAGGGACACUACAGUCAACAGAACCACUACAGCUUAAAGUAGUUAUUCUCGUGUCUAUAAUCUGUCCAUGCACACUUUUCAAUGUAAACCCUGCCUUUUCAGAGAAACAGCAGUAUUUACAUUGCUGCCUUGCAACACUUCUAGUGACAGUCACUCAGACGGCCUCUGGAGUGCAUCCUGGGUGAGUGCUGCACAGUACCUACGUAUAGCGUCUCCACGCCCUGCAUCAAUGCAUCUCUAUGGGGAGACGCUUAUUGGCACAGUAUGGCGUUUUGCCACACAUGCGCAAUAGCCUCCCAAUGCUUUCCUUUGGGAAAGCAUUGGAUUGGCUGAGAUCAUCAAGAUUGAUAAUAGCAGUCAUAGAUGCAGGGCCAGCUGCGGCGAGAUCAGUACAGUGGGAGAAAAAGGUGAGUAAAAACCCCUUUCCCAUGUGAUUGGAGGGGGACUAGUCAUCUAAACACACUCAUUCACUGAUGCACACACUCACACAAACUCACUUACUGACGCACACACUCACUCACUCACUGACACACACACACACUGUCACUGCAAUAAUCACACACAUUUAUGUGACCACCCAGCCUCCCUAUCUGGGUUCAGCUUUCCCUGUGGUCCAGCGGGGCUUCAGUCAUCUCCCUGCACUGCUCCAUAGAGUGCUGUUUAGUGAAGCCGGGGCCUGAAUGACGUCAUAUUCUGGCUCCCGGCAUCACUGUAGAGCACGCGAGGGAGCAGAGCAGGGAGGUUGUUACAACUCCCUCACGCACCUGCCUGUUGGCCUCAAACCUGCAGGAGCUUGUGGACACGCCCACGCUCUUACUGAGCUGGCCAGCCGGCCCAAUGAUCACCCACAUGCACGCCCAUGCUAUUUAUGAGCCUGCCGGCCGCCUCAGAGACUGAAUGGGCCAGCAAAUCCCAGACACCAGGACAAAAAUCCUAGUCGCCACAACAACCUGGCGCCUGGGAUUUGUGGAGCCCUGGUUUAAAGCAGAGAGAUAGGCGACCUUUGGCUCUCCAGAUGUGGAGUACAUCUCCCUCGAUGUUUUGCCAGCAUUAUGGCUAGAAGAGGAUUAUGGGAGAUGUAGUCCACAACAUCUGGCUUGCCAAAGGUUGACUAUCCCUGGCUUAAAGAGUUUGUGCUUGAAACAGCAGAAUUUAAUACAAGCAAUGUGUACGCUGUAUUUGUUGAAUUGUUCAAACUAAUUUUGGCUCUGCAUUUGUGAUUUCGCCAUCAUAACUUUUAUGCAUACAGUCCUGUUGAAGGAUUUCCUUUGCUUUGGAAGACAUGUAUGUUGACAUCACAAAAUGUAGAUUCUCAUAAAGAAUCAUUUUGUUUCCACUAAUAAGCCUCAGAGUGGGAAGAUGUAUGUUUUACCACACGUUUUCUACUGUUCCUUGGAAAAGCUUGGCUAAUAACCUUGUUUAUUUGCAAAUGGAUCUGAUAAUUCUGUCUUAACUCGCUCAGAUUUACUUUAACAGAGUUCAUACUUUCCACUUCAUUUGCCAUCCACAGCAAAAUUAAAUGUGUGGGUGAAAACCACCAAAAAUAUAUUAAAUGUUAAUAGCAAAUUUGCAGUUUUGGGUUUGGUAUUCAUUUUAAACUGUCAUAGCAUGCCACAGUUUGAAUUUUUACCAUUGCAGAAUCUCCCAAAACCUGAGAUAAGAGGUUAUUAUGGACCUAAUAAGACAUUUUUAGUUAGUUGAGUAGUGAAGUCUCUGAGUGAUAUCUACUUAUUCAACUGUAAUAGUCACAAAUUUCAACUUUCAGCUCUAAAACUAGGUGUGACUCUAAAAUCAAAUUUUGCAUGAGUGGGAAAAUGCAUUAUUACAUAGUUUCCUUGUGAUUUGAAAUGUGGACAUUUGAGAGUCAAGGCAUUCGCUAUAGAAACAGGAUUUGAUGUAGGAUAUACAUCAAUCGAUCUGUUUAGUAUGCCCAUUCCUAAUCUAAAAACCAUGAAGUUAGGCACAGAUUUUAAUUCUUACUGGAGACAGCUGCAGGUCAGUCACAGACAUUCUUGAAUCCCCUAUCCAAUUCCGCUUUAAGUUAAAUAACUGCAUUUUGUAGCUGAUGCAGGGUGUGUUAUCUCCCCCUCAUUUCCUUUCUGUCUCCAUCCAUCUCUAUAAGCAGCUGUACAUGCAGAGUUGCUGUUAAGGGAACAAAAAUUCCUUUAUGCUUUGAAAAAAAAGAGUGGGUGGGAUGACACUCGCUAAAUGCCCAUAUUAUCUUGAAUUUCAUUAAAGUGAUGGGGGAAUUCUAAAAUCAGUAUUUAACAAGGAGACCUAACAGACAUUUAAAGAAGCACUAAUAUAAUUCACUUAAUUUAAAAAAAUAUUGUUAUUUAUUUACUAUCAGGGGAUAGGUCUGGUGAUGGAUCUAGCUUCCAAGGGUAAAAUCUAAUGAAUUCAAGCUAAUUAUGAUAUUUAUAUCAUUUAUGUUCAUGUCACAUGGCAAUGAAAAAGAAAACAUCAUUUUCACACACAGUUUUCUAAAGCAACCUGCAUUUCUUAGGUGCAGUGCUUCUCUCAUAUCUUGAACAAGUGGCCCUUUUCCCAGAACCACAAACACUAAAAAUGGGAGAGCUGAACGUGUAGUGAUAGUGACGUAACAGAUUCUGUCUACACAUUGACUUGUCAGCUGGAACAUUUCAGUGGUUUCCAUGGUGAUUGCUCCGCUUUUAAAACUUUGUCCCAGGAUUACUGUUUAUACAUUGUACUGUAAUGUGCUAUAUUUCUCAUGCACAGAAUUAAGUUAAAGGGACACUAUAGUUACCAGAACCACUACAGCUUAAUGUUGUGGUUGUAUUGUCUUUAGCUUGUCCCUGCAGGCUCAGCAAUAUAAACACUGCCUUCUGAGAAAACAGGCAGUGUUUACAUUGCUGCCUAGUAAGACCACUAGUGGCAGUUACUCAGAGAACGACUAGAGGUACUUCCUACAUCCAGCGACUGCAAGCUCUGGAUGGAGACACUGAACAUUCCUCAUAGAGAUACAUUGAUACAGUGCAUCUCUCUGAGGAGAUGCUGAUAGGCGCAGCGUUUUGCCGCACAUGCACAAUAGCCUCCCAACGCUAUCUUAUGUGAAAGCAUUGGAUUGACUGAGAUUGUCAAGAUUGAUGGUCUCAGCCAUGGAGGCGGGGCCAGUCACGGCAAGACCAGCCAGGACCUAAAUAGAUAGUCCAACACUUUAGUGUGAGGAAUAUAUGUUUGUAUUCCUAACACUAUAUUGUUCCUUUAAAGGACUAUAACUAAGUUUUAAGUUUGGUUUAAAGAGCUAUAGUUCUAUUAGCACAGUUUAGGUUCCAUGCCCUUGGUUGAGAUCAUCAAAAUUGACAAUCUCAGCGAAUCUAAUGCUUUACUUUAGGAAACCAUUGGGAGUCUAUUGCGCAUGUAAAUGCUGCACCAAGCAGCAUCUCCUAAUAGAGAUGCAUUGAAUUAAUGCAUCUCUAUGGAGAACGUUCAGCGCCUCCACGCAGAACCGAGCUGUCUCAGUGACUGCCACUAGAGGUGUUCCUAUGCAGUGUUUAAAUUUUUUUUUUUUUUUUAAAAGGUUGCGGGGACAUGCUAAACACACCAGAAGCACUUCAUUAAGCUGUAGUUGCUCUGGUGGUCCUGGUGACUAUAGCAUCCCCUUAAGGAUAGAUGAUGGCAUGCAGCACCUUUCAUGGUAUAAAGUGAAAAUAAGAGCAAAUUAUUUGAACAAACAAUGAUUUUAAAACUGUUGGCUUAUUAAAAAUCUAAAUCCUAACACCUACCUUAACAGCUGAUGGGUGUGAAUAACCUCUUACACACACACACAUAUUUAUUUAUUUAUUUGCUUAAACUGCAGGACUAAACCACAAACAUUAAAAAAACGGUUAUAAAACCACUAGUAUUUGACAAGGAAAUAAGUCAAUGUGGAAUGGUAUUUUUGGUAUGAGUAACUGGGCCUGUAUGUGCUACAGUUGAAUUCAUGGAUACAGUUAUCACGCCCAUUAACAUAUGUGGUUGAAAUGCAUCUUUGACAUCCGGUUGGUUCAUACUUUGUUUCCAACAAAAAAAUUUUAACUGAAGAAAAUACCCCUUAAUCUUUUUGUAUGUAAAAUGUUACUUUAAGCAGCAAGCAGUGAUGACAGUACACAUGGUAAUUAAAAAUUGGCACCAAACUUCAGACAUUUUGGUCAUCCCCUGGAAUUCACACAGCUCAUGCUUGUGAUUUCCUGUGCUCCCAGAGGAAAUGCUUAAUGGAAACUAAGGCCGUCAAAGUUAGUUUCUCUUCACCACAGGAAUAAUUUGUCAUGCUUUAAAAAAAAAAAAAAAACUUUAUCAAAGUGAAUAUGCAAACUCUGCUAGGACUAUUUUGUGUUUCUAAUUCUCAAUAAUUGCAUCUUUCUGACCAGAUAAAAGGAUGUUAUACAACAGCCUAACAUUGACUAAUCUGAGAACCACCAUAAAUAAUGUUGAUAAGAAUAUGUGAGCAACUGGUGCUGUACAUAAUAUGUAAAAAAUAGUGUCUGUCUGGACAUUCUAAAGUAGAACACAAUGUGCAGCCAAUAAGGAAAAACAGGGAACAAAUAGAUGCCUUGUCAUAAUGGUUUGCAAAAGGCACAACCCAUAAUAAUCCUUGAAUAUUUAGUAGUAAAAGUGGUAUAUCUGGGGGUCCAACUCACAUGUACCUGAGCCCUGUCAAUAAUAGGCUCUGGGUAUUAAUGGCUCCACUUGAGAGGGAACCAGCCACCCAUCAUCAACUUGGAUAUUAUCCAAAUGCAAUACCAAUGUAUAUGUUUAUUAGACAAUGUAUAUGUUUAUUAGACACAGUAUUAGAGAAGCUUACUUAAGAUAGUGUGUUUCCCAAUCCUUGACUAAUACACAUUCACCCUUGACUAAUAUAUAAAAACACCAACCAGAAGCAGUUCCUUCCAGGUUACAGCCACUCCAGGUACUCAGCUCCGCCUCCCGAUAAUAUCUUGUGUGACACAUUUCACCUGCCUUCCCCGGGAUUAAUUUUUGGUAUUUAAUUUCUGUGUGUCACUUGGGUGUAGGUGCUGCUACUAUAGUACACAUGUAUUUACUUUAGUGUGUUUGAAUACACACACACAUUGUGAUAUUGAUCUAAGCGCUUUUUCCGCUGUUUUGUCACAUAUUAGGUAGGGAGAUAUGCAGGUUAUUGAAGUAAUGAAGUUACAAAAGUCACACAUAUGACAUAGAUUAACUAUUUAUCAGUGUGACGCGGAGGGUGUGGGGUUACACUGAAUGGUAAAGUAAACCACCAAUUUUAAGAUGCAUACUGGGAAUAGCAUUCCAGCAAAGGUGGUGUGGAUAAAUGCAAUUUAUGGACAUUCCACGCAUCAUACCCAUUUGUUUAUUGUAAUGUUUACUUUGCCAGGAAGUUGUCUCUGAAAACGUAACUUUACCUACAGCACCAUGUUCCACCCGUAGUCACUGACAUCACAAGGGAACUUUUAGUUUCCUUUUUAGCCAUCUGUGUACUUUGGCACCAUGAGCAAUCACUACCUGCUCAUGCUGUGCAAGUACGCCUCCUUCACUUGCAGGAUCUCUAAAUAUCUAGAUGCAAUCUUCCCAUAUUUUAUACUGAGCUGGAGUGUUUUUGUUUGGGAGUCCUGGAAGAAGCCAUCAGCUGCUUCUGCAUGGUCUCCACAAAAAUGCCUGUAAUUUUUGCCUUAGUUUUCUGUACCUAUAUGACAGUGCUUGACAAAUCCCAGGCCCCAAGGUCGCCAUAGCGACUAAAAAUUCCGCCCUGGCGGCUGAGAUUUUCCAGCUCUGUGGGGAAUAUUGGAGCCAGCCGCCCUGAGGAUGGCGGCGGCCGGCUGAGGCAGCAUGGAGCCGGCCACAGUAAGCAGGAUGGUGGUGGCCAGCCACAUGCAGGGGCAUUGUAGGUGGCACGUGAGGGACCAGUACUCUGCCUGUAGCUCAUCUCUGCUCCCUCGCACUCUGUGUAAUAAUGCCAGAAUAUGACAUCACUUUGGCCCUGGCAUCAUUACAAAGAGCGUGAGGGAGGAGUCCUGCAAUGUAAAACUUUGCAGUUUUAGAGAGACUGCAAUCUUUACACUGUAGUACUAAAACUGAAUCUAGUGAUUGUCUACAAGAGGCGCUUCCUGGAGUUUUACAGAGUUCUUGAAACAAUGCUGGGAGUUCUGCUCUGCAUAGGAGUAUCCAGCAUCAGAAUAAAACCCCAUAGGAAAGAAUUGAGGCAGUGAUCUCCUAUGUAGAAGGCUUAGUGCGCAUGUGGCGCUUGCCACGCAUGCACAUUUGAUCCCACAAUCUGAUUACAUCGAAGGAGGUAGACUACAACCCAGUCCCGAGGGACCACUGUGCUGGAAUCGGGUAAGUGAAUAAAGAGUUAUUUAAUACUUAACAAUGCUAGGAGGGGCCCAUGGGUGGCUGAGGAAGAAAUCUUUCUAUUCCUAAUACUAAAGUUUUUUUUUUCUGUUUUGUAUUAAUUACCCAUGUUGUGUCUUCAGGUAGUUAAUGUGACUAUAUAGCUAUGUUAACGUAAAUAUUAAACAAAACACAAAAAUGUUAUGUUACCUAUAUGUCUUUAUGUAUUAUAGAGCUUAGUUUAGAAGUAUUUAAAAAACAAAUGUGACCAUUCUUCUUAAACAUUAAAAAUAAUAAAAAAAAGACUGGGGUCACAUUAUCAGAAUUUGUGAACAUAAGGUGUUUUAUCAGUGGGUUACAUAAUGUUUGCAUGCAUACAAAUACAAAUAUCUACAAAGCUUUUACUAAACCUAUUGAAUAGCAGAUCUGAGAAACCACCAAACUUCAGGCAUUUUAAUUCAUCUGUCCUAAUCUUUGUUAAACUGCCCUGCAGACUGAGGGGACUGCACACAGAAUUGUUCCCACGAUCCACUCUAGCUGCAAAUAAUGUGAAAGAAUCUCUGGAAUUUCAUUUAUUUAUCUCGCACCAUGAAAUUUGAUGCAUUACAUCUCAAAUGUUUAAGCAGGCAGGUAACCUCGGGGAUGGUGCUGUGACCGUUUACUGACCAUUUACUGACCGUGUGGCUGUUUGAAAAAAAAAAAAAAAAACAUUUUUGCCAAGCCACCUUUAGUUGAUUUAAAUUAUCCCAUUGAAUUAAAAUGACAAAAAAAAACAUAUAUACAUAUAUAUAUAUAUAUAUAUAUAUAUAUAUAUAUAUAUAUAUAUGAAACAACAACAACAACAUCCACUUUUCAGUAGAGUAUAGCACCACACAAAUGUAAAAACAGACCCUACUUAUGAUUGGUUAUGAAGGUAUUUGCACUAAAAAGUAAUUUGAUUAAUGAGGCUAAAAAAUAUCUGAGCUGCAGAAAUAUUCCUUCUUGAAUUAUUUCUAAAGCUGUUAUCAGCUCAUCACAACUCACUUUUUAGUUAUCUGAUUUGAUUGCUAGAACCCACAGAUUUGCUAAUACAAAUGGAAAAGGUACAUUGCUGUAUCAUUUACAGCAGUGUUUCUCAACCUUUUAAAGAAAAGUACCCUUCCAGGUGGAAAAAAAAUUAAAUGCUAAGUACUCCUCCACAAGAAAGUAAUUUCUGUUGAUUUGAAUUCCAAAAGAAAUGUGUAGACACUGAUAUUUAAGUUAAUCCUAUAUUGUAGAACAAGCCUUAUUAAAGGUAGUAAAGCAUAUUUUUAAAAUAAAUACGACAUAAUAUGAAUAUUGUGUAUGUAAAGGGGAGUAUAUGAACUAUUAAUCUAAAGUAUAAAGUCUCAAAAUAUAAUACACACAUAAUAGUUACACACAGUGGACACUGAUGCACAAAUUUAGACACAGGAAACUGACAGACACAAACAUUUACACGGAGGACACUGACACACAAUCUCACUGAUUUGACAUACACUGACACCCCCACAUAUUCACUGACAGAAACACUUACUAAAACACACAGAUUCAUUGACAGACAUACUCACUGAUAUGAUACACAUUGACAGACAGACAUACAUUCAGUGACAGAAACAUUCACAGUCUCUCACACACUCACAAAUUAUUAUUAUUAUUAUUAUUAUAUUUGUUAUUUUUAUUUAAGUUCACCCAGCCUCCCUGCUUUUUGGAAUGGCCCUUUCCCUGGGAUCCAGUUUGGGGCUUGUGUAGUCUUUGUGCUCUUACAGCACUGCUCCUUCACAGGUUGUUUAGUGAAGCCAGGGCCGGAGUAACAUCAUAACCCCCAGCAUCACCACAGGGUGCGCGAGGGAACAGUGCUAGAAGAGCACAGAUAUCAGCGUUCCUUCUCAGCGUGCCUUCAUUCCCCCUCCAGAUACAACACAUUCGUGUAGAGUAGCAACCUGCCGUCUGGGUAAGCAGGUGCCUCCUCUGCCUUAGAGCAAAGCCAUCUGCCUCCUGUGGGCCCUAAGGUUGCCAGUCAGCCAGUUUUCGGCUUACUCUGUGCUUGUGGUGCGCGUACCCACUGGGGUACAUGUACCACGGGUUAAGAGCCUAUGAUUUAUGGUACUGUGCACAAUUGGAGAUACAGUAGUCCACAGCAGAACUUACUUUUCAACUCUGGUAGACCAUCCAGGACAUGGAACUCCCAUUUUAUUUUAUUUUUUUAUUGUAUUUUAACUCCUAUUAUAUCGUCUGCAUAACUGCGCACACUUUUUCCAUUCUGGCUUUUUAAAGAAAAAUUUCAAUCCAUGUAGGGAGUAAUAUAACUUUGAUUAAAUAUUUUUGAUUUCGCUUGUUAGGUGUGUGAUGCAAUUUAGAAACUAAAAAUAAAUGCUCUUUCCUUAGGAGCUGUGAGAAUAUUUUGCAGGAAGAGUUUACUCUAGCAGGCUCUCAGUAAAGCAUCAGUUAUUUCAGCAUACAUACAAUUCGUCCAUUAGUUACGCAAUGAUUGGAGACUGAAAGGGAUGAGCUAUUGUUAGUGUUUCCUUCCUAAACAAUCUAAUGUACCUUAAAUUAAGUUUAAGACAUCUACAGAUAUCUCUGAUAUUUUUUGAUGUUUUUUUUUUUUCUUUUUCAAUCUUGUUUUUUUUUUCUGGUGGAUAAUUUGUAUAUUUUUAUUUAUUUAUUCUCUUUUGUGUUUCAGGAUUGCCUUAAAGCUUGUCAAGAACAGAUCGAAUCUGUGUUGGUGAGCAGCCUUAGACAAAGCAGACAGCAGAAUCAGCAAGGGAACACAUCCAAAACAGUGGAUGAGCUGGACCAGGCCAGCACUCCCACAGACGUGAGAGACAUCAACCUGUGAGGAGUUGCACACCGAAAAGAAUCUUUCUUGUUCUCUAUUUUUGGAACAAAGCCUUUUAUAUCUGCUCCCACUUAGAAAAGAAAUAUUUAAAGCUAUUUUCAAUACAAAAAAAAAAAAAAACCUGAAAUAUUAAGUGUUUGGUGCCUGUGAUGUCCUUUAGAAGGGAAUCCCACAACAUUUGAUAAUUGCUGUUCUAUUAUAUAUUGUUAAAAUUAAGUGCUUACCCAAGCAUAAAAUCUAGCUAGACCGUUGUAAACCCACGUUUUGUGGGAGCAAACUUUAGGUAUAUACGUUUUUUACAUUUAUGAUGUAGUUGCAUGCACACCCUCCUUAGAUUUCAGAAAGGACAUGGGGUGUGUGUGCGUUUUUAUGGUUUCAUUUUUAGAUUGCAAAGCAAUGAAUUCUAGAGGGCAAUGUAAGGAUAGAUCCCUAAAGUGACCGAACCAUGUUUGGGUGGAGACGAUUAUUUGGGAUCUGUUAUCAUUUUUAUUUAGAGAGAUGUGCUUUAUGGAUCUCUUGUUUUAGUUCUGUUUACUCUUGCUGUCUAUGGUAGCUGCUACCGAAGAAAGAUGUUGCUUUAUUUUUGCAAGCCUAAGGCAGGAUAUUUUUUUUCAUAAUUUUUAUUUAACCCCCACCCCUCAUAUCCUCCAUCUAAUUUUAUUUUAUUCCCUAUUUUACUUAAAAAUAUGUAUCUGUUUUUAGGCGAUCCUGCUUAAUAAACUGUGGACCAACCCAAAAUAAUGAUUGUACGUUGGAUGGGCUCUUAACAAAAAAAGAGUGUAUAAUCCUAAAUGUGCAGUCAAAAACAUUUAAUGAAGAGUUAGCCUCCCACCCCAAGAAUAAAUACGGAGAGGCUGUUUACUCUUAGCCCAUUAGUAUUUUUUGUGUUGCGUGUGGUCUACAGUUAGCAUUAUUGUAAACCAUUUCAUUCGAAAAAAGCACUUUGAAAAUUGUUCCUAAGGGAUAAAUGGAAUGGUUUAUGAAAAACAUGCUGAGCAAAUCACAUAUAUAGCUUUUUUUUUUUUUUUUUUUUAUCUAAAUGAACCACCCCUUCAAGUGUAUAUUGUUAAUUAUAUGGUGUUGCUGGAUGUUCUUACAUCUGCCUUGGGUGACAUUCCGCUUUUACAACAUUCCGGAUUCAUAACCAAUAUACAAACAGUUUUUGUGGGAUUUUUGUUUUUCUUUGAAUUGUUGUUUUUUUGUUUUGUUAGUUUUUUGUUUUUUUAACAUUAUCAAGGACCCUGAAACAUAUAAUAUAUAAACCCCCUUUGGUUGCCACCAAGUAACUACCAGUUUAUAGGCAAAUAAAAUGGGGGAAUCAUUCAAUUUUAUCAUUUUAACCUUUUGUAAAGAAAUGGCUGGUGAUAAAAUGGUAAACAUUGAGAUUUUAGAACAGGUGUGUAUUAACUGCAGUGCCCCGAUGUUUUGGACUGCAUAUCCAAUAAUGCUGUGCGCGCUUAUGGAUAAUACAUAUGUAUAUAUACUUGUGUGUGUUAUGGAAAAUAUAGUCCAACAUGUGGGGGGGACUGUAUUUGGACAUCUUAAAUUCUAGGUCUAGAUGCAUCAUUGCAUCACAGAUGUGUACCAAUGUACUUGAAUUUUUUUUCCUAUAUCCUAAUAUUUGAUCCAGUGAAAACUCAUUUUUAGUUGGGGUUUUUUUUUUGUCUAGCAACUUUUUUUUAUUAUUAUUAUUAUUAUUUUUAUUUUUUUUAACAGUUGACAAAUUAAACUGUUGGUUGGAUAAAACUUUGCUUUUUAAAAAAGAAAAGCAAAGACAAUUUGAAAAUAAGCAUUGUACUUUGUAAAACAAUUUCAAGAUCGGUGUUUUGCCAAGUUUCAGCAACAAAGUGGUAAAAAGAGUAUGUGAUUUUAUAUAUGUAUUAUUUUUUUAAUUUGUUUUUGCGCUGCUAAGGAGCUAUGAUUUGUUUCAUUCUUAUUCACAUUAACAGUACUUAGCUGUAUUGUUUCACUGAGUGUGCUGCUAUUUUAUAAACAUUUUUAUAAUAUAUUAUUUUACUGCUUAAAUUUCCAAUCCUGAAGUAGAUGGUUAAGAGAUAUGUACUUUUGAUUUACUGGAAAUGCCCUUGUACAGGUUUUUUUUCUGUUAGUGUGUUAAUUGAUAAAACAAAAUGGCUGAUCACAACCUGCAAAGAUGGUAUGCUUACCUCAGGUUUACUGGAUACAAAAUGGUUCCCAUUCAAGCAAUACCUCACAAUUUUACAGUUUUUCUUUCUUUGGGAGCCUCGUGCAAUGGUGCCAAAGCAGCUGGGUUCUGCUUUUGCACCACUCUGCUUGAAAUUUCUGCUAUCCAAUCUAAUGGGGAAUAUUUUUUCUGCAUAAGCAAGCUACAAUAUUGAAAACACAUUUAACAAUGUUUUUCUAAAAUAAGUAGUUUGAUAUGACCCUUCACACACUGUUAAUUGGAACAGGCUAAUAAUUAAUGCUGCUGUUGUACAAUGCAAUAAAAUACCAUUGCUAUCCAUAACAAAUAAAAUCCCUCUCCUGGGAAAAAAAAAUCAUCCAGUUCAAUGUUACUGUUUCACAGCUGACCACUACUUGCUGAAUGAUAUUUACAUAGUGGGGAAAUGCAAAUUAAACUACAUUGAAAGGUGAUCAGAAUAUUGCAGUGUUAUUGGGGGGGAGGGAGGAGUUGUGUGCGUUUUAAGUUAAGGAACACUCCCAACCCUUAAAACAAUAUUUGUUUUAAAAUAGCUGUUGCAUCAGGCUCCCUGUCCGGUUUCAAAUGUCAUACAUGGUAGGAGAAAAAUAGGUAACACACUACCAUAUUCCUGCCAGAAUUGUUUAAUUUUAUUUAUUUAAUUUUUUUUAUUUAGUUAGAAUCUUAUCAUCAGCACAACUGGGACUAAUUGAACCAAAACAAACAUUUUAAGAAUUAGGAAGUGAUAAAAUGUGCAACGAGGGGGCACUUUACGUUAUGCUGACUACAAGCAAAGCAAUAAGUAUAAUGUUACUCAUACUUCUAGAUAUUAACUUAUAGCUUUAUGUGGUAGGCCAGUGAUAUAAACUCUAGGUAUGGCUUUUGUAAUUUAGGGCCAAUAUCAAUGUGCAGCCAGAUCAAUAAAUCUUGCAAAUAUAACAUUAGACAUUUGCUAGCGAUUUUGCUAACCCAACACAUUGAUAACUUACCUGAAGAAGACUUGUCACCUACUCAUUGGUGACAAUUAGGUCAUAUAGCAGUUUCACAAAAACUUUUAGUAAACAUGGCAUCAGUAUGCAGAUUUUGACAGUAUGGUAGCUGUGUAUCCUGGAAGGACAUAAUACUUUGAUCAAGGUGCAUUACUGGAUUAUAAAGAAACAAAAAAAAAAUAAAAUAGUUACAAAAAAGCUGCUAGAAAACCUGCAAAAAUCCAGUUUUGCUUUGGGAAGCAUUAUUUCUUGCUAUCUAAAUUGGCAUCCAUGUAAUCUUUGGGCAGCCUCCUCUUUGUGUGUCUGAUUACCCACCUGUAAUAUUGCAACCCCUCUUUUUUAUUUCACGUGUCACAUAGACUAGAUUGUCCUGUGCCCAGUGGUGGCUGUAGAAAUGUCACUUGCUGUGUUUAAUAAGUUACAUUUUUGUGAGUUUAUGGGUAUUAUAUUAGGUACCAGGUGAUACAACGCCUGGGUGGGUGAAUUGUAAUUCACACAAAAGAGACAAUUGUAACUUACCUGUCUAGAUGAAUGGAACUGUAAGUAAAAUGUAUGCUUUCCUAACUGGGCAUUUUGAGGGCUUCAAAGCGGUGUAGCCCAGAGCCAGUAGGAACAAGGGAAUUAUUUUAACUUUGUUUCUUAUCUGUUUAUUACAAACUGGUAAGAAGCAGCAAGUGGGUUUAGGACAUAAGAAAGUGCUACUACGCCCUGUGUAGUAAUAGUAUAGAAAAUGAAAUGUGUUUAAUUUAAAAAUAAUAAUAAUAAUAAAGCCUGGAUGUUUUAAGACGUAUAUCAAAUUGCCAAAGCCUGUUCCUCUGAAUUGUUUGCUAUUUGAAAGCUAAUAUAGUUCUGCAUAUAUAUAUAUAUAUGUUGCUGCUUUAAUGAAAAAAAAAAUGGAAAAAAAACUCAAAACCCAAUUUCCUCAAGGCUUCAUGCGUUUCAUUUGGAAUGAACUGAAACACAAUAUUUAUUAGUGGGCUGGUUUUCUUUCUAGUGAUUUUUUUAAUUUGUACCUUGUGUGAAAGAACUCAGAAAUCCCAAAGUUUAGGAAAAUAAUGGGAAUAUCAUACUCAGACGUCGACAGAGAAAAAAAUAAUACAUUUAUUUAAUUUCAUUCACUCAAGGUGGUUAGUAUUUGACAAACUAUCAGAUAAUCUGUGUUUUAAGGAAUCGUAGCUAAUUUCUCUUCCCUACAUUAUAUAUGAAUGCACACUAAUUCAACAUAGUAGGAAUGGGGUCAUGUGCCAUGAGAACCGCUUUUGCAGCACAAAGGUCGCACAAACCCUACCUCCAUCCCCAUAAAAAAAUAAAAAUCUAGAUACUUCAAUUACCUUAAGCUUGGUAAUUUGUGAUUUUAACUUUGCCUUUUUGUCAAACUAACACAUUAGCAACAUUCAGUGUAUUGGAAAACUUAAAGUUACAUGACAACCUUUUUUUUGGCACAAAGAAUUGGGUGUGUAAAGAUGCAAUGCCCAUUCAGUGGACCUGUAGCUUUAAACCAGCACCAAUCCCCGAGUCACAGAAUCGCAGGUACAUGUUGCUCACUAUAUGGCAGUGAAGACCGGUCAAACUUGUGUAACUAGUAGGUGACAGUUCAUCCAUAUGUAUCUGUAUUCUGCCUAUGUACUUUCCAUAAUGACCCAAAUUGUCAUAGAGGUUGCAAUAUAUACAUACAAAGAACAGAAUGGCUAAGAUUCGAGCAUCACACUAAAAAUAUUUAGGGAGAAAUGUAUUUAUGUUAAUAAUUUGCAAACUGGUAGAAUUGUUCAGCUCUGUAUACACUGACAUUCUGUCACACCAUACCCUUUUACUAUUUAUUUAAAUAAUUUCUUGCGGCAAGUCAUUAAUGUAGGUCAGAAAAGAAUUUGAAGCAAGUUAUUACAAGACUCAUCGUGUAAAACGGCGGUCGUGUGGGAAUAGGUUUGCUGACAAGUUCCAGCGCCAUCUUAGCCCAGAUUCUUGUGAGAGCUGAUUGACAUAGUUUUUUUCGUUGCUUGUUUUGAGAAUAUCUUGACACCGUGAAUGAAUGAUCUUUUAGUAAAUGUUGUAGUUUUAAAACAUAGGCAUAAGUGCAUAACCAAAUGUGGUUGUAAUAGAAUUUAGAGUGGGUGUAGUCAACCCGUAGCUCCUGGGGAUCAUUGGAGAUACACUUUGGCUACCUAGAUAUAUUAUGCUGCUGGCCUUUUAAUAGCUAUUUUUUAAUUCCCCCUCUCCUCCCCCCACAAAAAAAAAGAAAACUAAUUGGCAGGUGGAUUUUUAUUUUUAUGUACCUCAAAUUCUCAGUUGCACAAAUAAUAUUAUCCCCAUUUUUUUUAUUUUUUUGCUUUCAUCAAGCGUGAUGCCUUUAUCAAGUUAAUGUUAUUCUGUCACAAUGUUCAUUAAAAAAAGAAAAAAAAGGUGUGUACAAUUAUAUGGUCAGGGGGGGAGAAUAGAAAGUGUAGUCACAAAAAUAUUAAAGCGAAUUUUUAGCAAGUAUGUGAGAUUCAUAAUGGUGAUGAGACUCUAUACCAUGUAGUACUUAAUUACACAUUAAAAGGUCUUAUCUGUUCAGUGUUACAUUAUUAUUAACCUUUUAAUUGAUUAGUUAAAAUUGAUGGAUUUAUGAAAUGUGUUUGGAGGGUAUUACGUAUGCUGUAUGGGCAAUAAAGUCACCUUGACCUAAAUUGAAUUCUCUGUUUUUAUUUUUCUUUCUUCUUAUGAGAGGAAC